AUGCUGAGGGAUAUUUUCACUUCGGAGAAGGGAUCCGAACAAUCUCAACAACAAGGAUCGAGUAGUGGUGCCUCUCGUUCCGGAAAUCCUUUGAGUGGACUCAUCAAUCCAACGUUGCGAGAUAUUCAGAAGCAAGAGGAUUUUUAUAACAAUGUACAACGAUAUUCGGGUUCGGGAGAAGGCUCUGCUUCUUCUGCAUCUCAUGAAGCCUUUUCUCCUUUUCAAUAUAGUUCAACAAAUAGAGUAUCGAGUGCUGAUUCAGCUACUCUUUCACCAAUUAGUAGAAUGAAGAUGAAGGAAAGAAGUGAGCGUAUUACACGACACUUGUACCCCGAUAUGAAUGAACAAACAAACCAAUUGAAUCAAAGGUUCGGAACGAUGAAUAUUGGAGGAUCAAGUAGCAGUAAUAAUUAUGCUAGUUCUUCUUCCAUGUUUUCAUCGAGCAAUAUGGGAGAUAUUGGAGAAGAGAAUGCUGGAAUGUUUUUACAGAAUCAUUCAUUAGAUUCAUAUUUAAACAUGCUGCAACAGCAAGUACAAACCAUCGGAGAACAUAUUAAUCAAGAACAGGGACUUGUUACUCAAUUACAUGAGCCCUAUAUUUUCCUAACCUCACAAACAACAAAUCCCUAUUUGCAACAUCAAGAUCAUCAAUAUCAAAAUUUGUAUGAAUUAGCAAAACGAUUGUUGUCACAAGAGAAUCAGCAAAAUGCAUCAACAACCAAUACCGAGCAGGCAAUUCUUGCUUUGGAGGCUCAAGUAAUUUUAGAGCCGCAUCACGCCGAUGCUUGGUAUGCUUUGGGACAAUGUCAUGCGGAGUGUGAUGACGAUGCGAGAGCAAUUGCUUGCUAUGCCGAAGCAUUUAGGCAGGACAAUAAUCACUUGGAUGCACUCGUUGAUUUGGGUGUCUCAAACGCUAAUGAGCUUCAAAAACAUGUAUCAUUGAUGUAUUUGAAACGUUGGAUUACUUCCCAUCCUGUUUAUGCCAGUGUUGUCGGAGAUUUAUUGAAAGAAAUGGACAUGGAUGACCAUGUAUCUACCACAAUGGUUGACUUUUAUCAAGUACAUAGCAAAGUGAGAAAAUUAUUUGAGAAGGCUGCAAAUGAAUCACCAACAAAAGAUUCCAAACUUCACACUGCAUUGGGUGUACUGUACCAUCUUGUAAAUGACUAUGAAAAUGCCAUCCAACAAUUUAAGAUGGCAUGUCAAACAGAUCCUACAAAUCAUAGCUUGUGGAAUAAGUUAGGAGCUACUCAUGCCAAUGCUAAAAAACCAGAAUUAGCCAUUGAAUGCUACCGAAGAGCUCUCAACUUGAAACCAGACUAUGUACGAGCUUGGGUCAAUCUUGGCAUUGCUCAUAGUAACCGAGCCGAAUACGAAACUGCAGCCAAAUUUUAUUUGAGAAGUUUAAAGUUAUGCCCUCGAAACAAUCAUGUUUGGUAUUAUUUGAGUUAUGACUUUAGUUGUCUUCAACGAAAAGAUCUCGUCGAGAAAUGCAAGCGAAGAAAUGUUGAUCUUUUCAAAUCAGAUUUUCAAUUUUAA
Messenger RNA from Naegleria fowleri, 1539 nucleotides. Its product is annotated as Peroxin 5 (Pex5), putative. NCBI's taxonomy places the organism in Eukaryota, Heterolobosea, Eutetramitea, Acrasida, Naegleriidae. Gene Ontology annotation, molecular function: protein binding. The transcript has a single exon. The record is from RefSeq and is a predicted model, not a curated record. Gene Ontology annotation, cellular component: cytosol; peroxisomal membrane. Bases 1 to 1539 code for a protein of 512 amino acids. Gene Ontology annotation, biological process: protein import into peroxisome matrix, docking.